This is a messenger RNA of Exophiala oligosperma, 1867 nucleotides long. RefSeq lists its product as uncharacterized. Gene Ontology annotation, cellular component: nucleus; cytoplasm. The record is from RefSeq and is a predicted model, not a curated record. Lineage: Eukaryota; Fungi; Ascomycota; Eurotiomycetes; Chaetothyriales; Herpotrichiellaceae. The transcript has 4 exons. The coding region runs from base 265 to 1590 and encodes 441 amino acids.
AGCGAAUCCAGCCAAAAACUCCCUGCCAUCAAUGUGCCUUGUGCCCGCACUUCAGGUUAUCGCCCGCCGCCCAUCACAUUCUUAAGUCAAACAGGCCGAGCAUCCGAUAAAACAAUCGAGGCUGUUCAAUAUCCUGUCGCUUUCAUCACAUUGACCAACCUGUGCACUUGAUACUUUUCGGCCUUUGCAACCUGGCUUUGCUCGUUCCUCUGCCGAAUCCUCUCGAAUUUCCUACCCUCCGAACAUCCAUGGUAACACUCCGCCAUGUCUGAUUCUCCCAUUACGAAUGCCCCCGUCGGGCCGCAAGAAAAACCUAUCCUGGACAAGUUAAUACUGGUCAGAGACAAGUUGCUGCUUCUGAAACAAGACAAGAGCACCUAUGUGAAGUCGUCCGACGUCAUUCCCCUCUACGAUCAGGUCAUUGAGCAGGUGUCCAUCCUCAACGACGUCCGUGGUCCAGAGCACCUGGUACAGAAUCGGGUCGACACGGUUCUUGAUGACUGCCUACAACUCAUCUCCCUCUUCUUCAUGGCUGUUGGACGAAACCACGAGGCACCCGCACUGUACGCUAUGACCGGAAACAUUAUGCGGCUGUGUCACCACCUCAAAGAGGCCGCCUUCUAUAGUAAGAAGGAUCUCACGAGCCUAGAGAAUACACUCGACAAGAUGCAAGCGACUUUGGAGCAGGGGAAAGACGUCUAUUCAGACCAUUUGUUGACGCGAAUACAAUACCGCCUGGAGAUCUGCAAGGCCAUGCUAAAAGAGUUGAGCGAUUUCCUCAGCACACUCUCUCCAGACAUGGUACCAGUAUGGGAGAAAUUGGUGUCUAUAUUGAGAGCAAUUGCCGCCCUGAAUACGAGAAGCAAGUACAGCCAUAAGGACCUAGACGAACUGCGAGGUGAAUUGCUCAACAUUCAGGCCACGAUGAAGGACGGUAAACUACCAGACAAGACUGGUGUCGCUUCGUCGGGUCAGGAUCUCGUUGUCCCUUUGCUCACUCGGUGCCUCAAGUUCACCGACAUCGUACACGAGCGACAAGGCAAAAUAGACGAACGAUUCAAAGACAUAUAUGACAAAUUGCUCGAGAUCCGCAACCAACUUGAACGUUUGACCAUGACGCAGGCAUGGUCUCUCAGAGAGACCGACUUGUUCAUGUGGCAGAGGAAGCUGGAUCGCAUAGACGAUUCCAGACGCGAUGGCAACUUUUUUGACGCCGAGGGCCAUCCGGCGGAUUUACAUGCCCAACGAACCCUGCUUUAUCUCAUCCGACGAGGUUACGCCUAUAUCUAUCAGCUUCUCAUCGCGUCUGAGCCGGUCUCGGAGGCCUUGCUACCAAUCUACAAUCAGCUCCUCACCUUGCGACGGUGUCUGGUUGAAGUCAAGAAAGCUGGUGGCGUUUCCAACCCCAGAGAACUGUACCCUUAUAGUAUGAAAUUGAACUCGAUUGACAACAUGAGGGUGGAUGGAAAGUUUCAAAUUGGAAAGGAUAUACCUGAAGGACAAGGCGCUGUUAAUGAUCUGCUUGCAGAAUGCUACGACCUAGCCUAUGAGCUCAGGACAGCAGCUGAGCAAGAAAGCAAUGAUGAAUAGUCCCGAUGAGACCCAGUGAAAGAAAAUGUCAGCAACAGGCGUCAGGUGUUCUUCUUAGCUGGCUUGACGAUGUUAUCAUCAGGACAAGGUCUGGGUGGCUAUUCUUGUGCAUCACUCAAAAGCCGGAGUGCUGUUCUAUGUGCGUUCUUUUGCGCAUUUCGGGGCUGUGAGGCUUAAGCCAGGCAGCAUCCUUGAGUGUAUCGUUAUCGUCAUCAAGCAAUCUCACACGCGUACAAGUCUCAACUAAACAGCAGCGUCUUAUCGUUGUUCAUCAAGG